This is a messenger RNA of Panicum virgatum (switchgrass), 695 nucleotides long. Its product is annotated as oleosin H2-like. Gene Ontology annotation, cellular component: monolayer-surrounded lipid storage body; membrane. The coding region runs from base 14 to 541 and encodes 175 amino acids. The record is from RefSeq and is a predicted model, not a curated record. Gene Ontology annotation, biological process: lipid storage; seed oilbody biogenesis; response to freezing. NCBI's taxonomy places the organism in Eukaryota, Viridiplantae, Streptophyta, Magnoliopsida, Poales, Poaceae. The transcript has a single exon.
CUCUCGGCUCGCCAUGGCCACGGCAUCGACGCGGGCGCACGGCGGCGGCCACCACCACCAGCAGCUGCCGCCGCCGCAAUCCCACGGGCUGCGAUACGAGCCGCUGCGCCGCAUGCAGGGCCUGGACCUGAAGGCCGCGCUCCGUGCCAGGAGCCCGCGCGCGUCCACCGUGGCCACGGCCGCGCUCCUCGUCCCGCUCGGCGCCGCGCUGCUGGGCGCCUCGGGGUUCGCGCUGGCUGCGACCCUGGCGGGGCUCGCGCUGGCCGCGCCGCUCCUCGUGCUCUUCAGACCGGUGAUCGUGCCCGCCGCGCUGGCCGCGGCUCUCGCCGUGUCGGCCUUCCUGGCGUCGGGCGGGCUCGGCGUCGCGGGCGUCUCGGUGCUCGCGUGGGCCUCCGGGUACGUAUGGCGGGGCGGCGGAGGCACCGGUGGGGGCCUCACCGGGAUGGUGGUGCAGCCGCUGGACCACGGGGAAAAGCGGCGCGGCGCGGAAGGCCCCGCGGCGUUCGUCGGCCACCGGCCCCGGGACAUCGACAUCGCCUAGGCGCGCGGCGUGUCCUCGGUGUUGGAGGGUCUGAUUUGGAUAUAUGCGUGAUCCAUUACUCCAUCAUGUUGUAGAUUCUAGCUCGGAUGAUAUAUGAUGUAAAUGUUGUUUUAAUUAAGAUCUCGAAUAAAAACGGAUUUGUGCUACUUGAAAA